Molecule: messenger RNA, 2784 nt
Organism: Acanthosepion pharaonis
Lineage: Eukaryota; Metazoa; Mollusca; Cephalopoda; Sepiida; Sepiidae
Source: the annotation of a GenBank genome assembly
AUGUUCAUUAUCUAUCAAUCUAUCUCUCUCUCUCUCAUAUGUUUCAUUAUCUCCACAAUCUCUCUCUCUCUCAAUAUGUUUCAUUAUCUCAAUCAAUCUCUCUCUCUCAAUAUAUUUCAUUAUCUAUCAAUCUCUCUCUCUCUCAAUAUGUUUCAUUAUCUAUCAAUCUCUCUCUCUCUCAAUAUGUUCAUCUAUCUCUCUCUCUCUCUCUCUCUCUCUCUCUCAAUAUGUUCAUUAUCUAUCAAUCUAUCUCUCUCUCUCUCUAUCUCAUUAUCUAUCAAUCUAUCUCUCUCUCUCAUAUGUUCAUUAUCUAUCAAUCUAUCUCUCUCUCUCUCUCAAUAUGUUCAUUAUCUAUCAAUCUAUCCCUCUCUCUCUCUCAAUAUUAUAUUUCAAUCUCUCUCUAUCUCUCAAUAUGUUCAUUAUCUAUCUCUAUCUCUCUCUCUCAUAUGUUCAUUAUCUAUCAAUCUAUCUCUCUCUCUCAAUAUAUUUCAUUAUCUAUCAAUCUCUCUCUCUCUCUCAAUAUGUUUCAUUAUCUAUCAAUCUAUCUCUCUCUCAAUUUCUAUCUUCAAUCUAUCUCUCUCUCAAUCAUUAUCUAUCAAUCUCUCUCUCUCAAUAUGUUCUAUCUUAUCUAUCAAUCUCUCUCUCUCUCUCAAUAUGUUCAUUAUCUAUCAAUCUAUCUCUCUCUCUCAAUAUGUUCAUUAUCUAUCAAUCUAUCUCUCUCUCUCUCAAUAUGUUCAUUAUCUAUCAAUCAAUCUAUCUCUCUCUCUCAAUAUGUUCAUUAUCUAUCAAUCUAUCUCUCUCUCUCUCAAUAUGUUCAUUAUCUAUCAAUCUAUCUCUCUCUCUCAAUAUGUUCAUUAUCUAUCAAUCUAUCUCUCUCUCUAUAUGUUCAUUAUCUAUCAAUCUAUCUCUCUCUCUCAAUAUGUUCAUUAUCUAUCAAUCUAUCUCUCUCUCUCUCAAUAUGUUUAUUGUCUCAAUAUAUCUCUCUCUCUCAUUAUCAUUAUCAUCAUCUAUCUCUCUCUCAAUAUGUUCUAUCAAUCUAUCUCUCUCUCUCUCAAUAUGUUCAUUAUCUAUCAAUCUAUCUCUCUCUCUCAAUAUGUUCAUUAUCUAUCAAUCUAUCUCUCAAUAUGUUCAUUAUCUAUCAAUCUAUCUCUCUCUCUCAAUAUGUUCAUUAUCUAUCAAUCUAUCUCUCUCUCUCUCUCAAUAUGUUCAUUAUCUAUCAAUCUAUCACUCUCUCUCUCAAUAUGUUCAUUAUCUAUCAAUCUAUCUCUCUCUCUCAAUAUGUUCAUUAUCUAUCAAUCUAUCUCUCUCUCUCAAUAUUAUCUAUCAAUUAUCUCUCAAUCUAUCAAUCUAUCUCUCUCUCAAUAUGUUUCAUUAUCUAUCAAUCUAUCUCUCUCUCUCAAUCUCUCUCUAUCUCUCAAUCUGUCUCUCUCUCUCUCUAUAUCAAUCUCUCUCUCUCUCUCAAUAUGUUCAUUAUCUAUCAAUCUCUCUCUCUCUCAAUAUCAUUAUCUAUCAAUCUAUCUCUCUCUCUCUCAAUAUGUUCAUUAUCUAUCAAUCUAUCUCUCUCAAUCAUUAUCUAUCAAUCUAUUCUCUCUCUCUAUCAAUAUCUAUCAAUCUCUCUCUCUCUCUCAAUAUGUUUCAUUAUCUAUCAAUCUAUCUCUCUCUCAAUAUAUUUCAUUUAUCCAUCAAUCUCUCUCUCUCUCAAUAUGUUCAUUAUCUAUCAAUCUCUCUCUCUCUCAAUAUCUCUCAAUCUCUCUCUCUCUCAAUAUCUAUCAAUCUAUCUCUCUCUCUCUCCAAUAUGUCAUUAUCUCUCUCUCUCUCAAUAUUUCUUAUCUCUCUCUCUCUCUCAAUAUGUUCAUUAUCUAUCAAUCUCUCUCUCUCUCUCAAAUAUUUUCAUUAUCUAUCUCUCUCUCUCUCAAUAUAUUUCAUUAUCUAUCAAUCUAUCUCUCUCUCUCAAUAUGUUUCAUUUCUCUAUCAAUAUGUUCAUUAUCUAUCUCUCUCUCUCUCAAUAUGUUUCAUUAUGUUCUCUCUCUCUAUCUCAAUCUUAUCUAUCUCUCUCUCUCUCAAUAUGUUCAUUUAUCUAUCAAUCUCUCUCUCUCCAAUCUAUUUCAAUCUAUCAAUCUAUCUCUCUCUCUCAAUAUUUUCAUUAUCUUCAAUCUUCUCUCUCAAUAUGUUCAUCUCAAUCUCUCUCUCUCAAUAUGUUUCAUUAUCUAUCAAUCUAUCUCUCUCUCUCUCAAUAUAUUUCAUUAUCUAUCAAUCUAUCUCUCUCUCUCAAUAUGUUUCAUUAUCUAUCAAUCUAUCUCUCUCUCUCAAUAUGUUCAUUAUCUAUCAAUCUAUCUCUCUCUCUCUCAAUAUGUUCAUUAUCUAUCAAUCUAUCUCUCUCAAUCCAUAUCUCUCUCAAUCAAUCUCUCUCUCUCUCUCUCUUUCAUUAUCUAUCGAUCUCUCUCUCUCUCUCAAUAUGUUUCAUUAUCUAUCAAUCUAUCUCUCUCUCAAUAUGUUCAUUUAUCUCUCUCUCUCUCAAUAUAUUUCAUUAUCUAUCAAUCUAUCUCUCUCUCUCAAUAUGUUCAUUAUCUAUCAAUCUCUCUCUCUCUCAAUAUAUUUCAUUAUCUCUCAAUCUCUCUCUCUCUCUCAAUAUGUUCAUUAUCUAUCAAUCUAUCUCUCUCUCUCAAUAUGUUCAUUAUCUAUCAAUCUAUCUCUCUCUCUCAAUAUGUUCAUUAUCUAUCAAUCUGUCUCUCUCUCUCUCUCAAUAUCUUUCAAUCUAUCUAUCUCUCUCAAUAUGUUCAUUAA